Molecule: messenger RNA, 670 nt
Organism: Phragmites australis (common reed)
Lineage: Eukaryota; Viridiplantae; Streptophyta; Magnoliopsida; Poales; Poaceae
Exons: 6
Coding region: 88-600 (170 amino acids)
Cellular component (GO): histone acetyltransferase complex
Source: RefSeq, a predicted model, not a curated record
UGGCAACGACUCGCAUGUAACUGUAAACUUGCUAGCCAAAACCGAACACCACGAGACGCGAGCGCUCUAACCCUAGAAGCGGCGGCCAUGGACUCGGGAGGCGGAGGAGGGAGCGGCGCGCACAAGGCCGCGUCGGGCUCCGCGCCUUCGCCGGCGCCGCCGGCGCCGAACCCCACGGCGAUGCUCUCGGCGCUGAUGAGCAAGCGCGCCAGGCUCCAGGAGGAGCUCCGCUUCAUCGAGCGCCAGGUUUAUGAUAUGGAGACUACCUACCUACAAGAGUCUAAUCAGUUUGGAAGCGUGCUAAAGGGUUUUGAAUCAUUUUUGUCAUCGUCGAAAAACACUUCUAAUCUCAAGCGCUCCCGGAAAUUUCAGGCCGACGAGAGGCUAUUCUCUCUGUCAUCUGUUACUUCUCCAGCGGUUGAUGAACAUUUGGCCGGGCGAGAUGAUGGAAGAGAGUAUGGAUCAGGUCGUUCGAAGGGCGCAAGCACUCCUGCAAAUGGGCAAGGAAAACCGAAGAAGGGAGGGCGCCCCGGAGGGAGAGAUGGCAAGAGACUACGGCCGUCCAAUGAUCCAGACCUGGACGACGAAGAUGACUACUAACUCCUCAAUGUUGUAGGCCUACUGUAGCGGAUCAACUUAAUUUUAGCGUCUAGCCGCACAUGAUUCUUUA